Molecule: messenger RNA, 951 nt
Organism: Arachis stenosperma
Lineage: Eukaryota; Viridiplantae; Streptophyta; Magnoliopsida; Fabales; Fabaceae
Exons: 1
Coding region: 1-951 (316 amino acids)
Source: RefSeq, a predicted model, not a curated record
AUGGCAGAUGGGUGGACUGAUCAAAGGCAACGAACUUUAAUUAACUUUCUAGUUUAUUGUCCUGCUGGUAUGUCAUUUGUUAAGACUGUUGAUGCUUCUGAUGUGAUAAAAACUACCAAUGCAUUUUUUAAUUUGUUUGCUGAUGUUAUUGAGUGGGUUGGGCCUAGUAACAUUGUGCAUGUGGUCACUGAUAAUGCUGCUAAUUAUGUAUCUGCUGAAAAACUUAUUCAUGAAAAAUACCCAAAUAUAUUUUGGUCUCCCUGUGCUGCCCAUUGUAUCAAUCUUAUAUUGAAAGAUAUUGCAAGUAUUCCUCGGAUAUCUGACCUUGCUUCCCGUGCUUCAAAAGUGACUGUGUUUGUCUACAAUCAUAUGAUCUUAUUGUCUUGGCUUAGAAAAAGAAAAAGUUGGACAGAAAUUGUUCGACCAGGAGUCACACGUUUUGCCACUGUUUUCAUUACUUUGAAAAGUAUAUAUGAUCACAAGGUAGAUUUGCAGACAUUGAUGGUAGACCAAUAUUUUACUUCUCAUAAGUUAUCCAAAAGUGCUAAUGGAAAGAUGGUUAGCUCAAUUGUCUUGGAGAGUAAGUUUUGGCAAGACUGUCUUACCACUGUGAAAAUUGUUGGUCCUCUUAUUAAGUUGUUGAGGCUUGUUGAUGCUGAUGAAAAACCCUCUUUGGGAAUCGUGUAUGAAGGCAUGCAAAGAGCAAAAAAGGCUAUCAAGACCAUGUUCAGAAAUCGAAAAGCUGCUUAUACGCCAUACACAAGUAUCUUGAAAAUGAGGUGGGAUAAACAUUUGAAGCGUGAUCUCCAUGCGGCAGCGUACUUUUUAAAUCCGGGCAUUUUCUACAGUGAGGGUUUUGUUGAGAAGGCAAAUGUUUUGAGAUCUUUACUUGAUUUGCUUGAUGUUGAAACACUUUGUGAUGACUCAGUUACUGCAACGCAAGAGAUAUAG